Clupea harengus (Atlantic herring) is the source of this 545-nucleotide messenger RNA. RefSeq names its product beta-1,3-N-acetylglucosaminyltransferase manic fringe-like (gene mfng). The record is from RefSeq and is a predicted model, not a curated record. Gene Ontology annotation, cellular component: Golgi membrane. Bases 30 to 332 code for a protein of 100 amino acids. The transcript has 2 exons. Lineage: Eukaryota; Metazoa; Chordata; Actinopteri; Clupeiformes; Clupeidae. Gene Ontology annotation, molecular function: O-fucosylpeptide 3-beta-N-acetylglucosaminyltransferase activity. Gene Ontology annotation, biological process: pattern specification process.
UGUGUGUGUGUGUGUUACAGAGGAAGGUGAUGUUCUGGUUUGCCACAGGAGGAGCCGGGUUCUGUCUGAGCAGACGGCUGGCCGAGAAGAUGGCGCCCUGGGCUAGUGGCCCCAAAUUCGAGGAGACCUCCGCAGCCAUCCGGCUGCCAGACGACUGCACUGUGGGCUUCAUAGUGGAGAGGAGGCUGGGCGUGCGGAUGGUCCACAGCCCCCUGUUCCACUCACACCUGGAGAACCUGCUCAUGCUCACCCCCAGACACAUACCGCAGCAGGUGAGCACACCUGUACUCACACCCCCCCUCACACCUCGCCUCUCUAAAGGUGGCAGCUAACCUAAAUUGACUUGCUUUUUUUGCAAAUGCUUUUAUCUAAAGCUACGCACAGUAUUGCACAGAUAUACAUUUUUUCUGAGGAUGUAUGCUCUCCGGGGUGUCGUACCCAUGACUCUCGUAUUGUUAGCGUCUUAGCUCUGCCGCUUGAGUUAACCUGCCGCCGUCUCCUCUGCACUCUCUUUAACUGAUGAAUGAUGAAACGCUCACUCUGAA